GGAUGGCGGGCGGCGGCGGCGGCGGCGGCGGGGGGGACCCGUGCAUGCGGCGGCACCGUCCCGGGUCGCAGCGCACGCAGGACAUCUCCCACCUGCUGACCAGCGUCUUCAGCGAGGCCUACACGGCCGAGCCCAUCGGGGCGCAGGCGGGCGCCAGCCUGGUGCGGUCGCGCGGGGGGGACGACCCCCACCACGAGCGGUUCGUGGCCGAGCUGCAGCAGCUUCGCGCUGAAUACAAUUGCCGACUGGCAGAAGCGGACAUGGUAGAAAAACAUAUCAUUCAGGCCCGAGCUCAAGCAACAGCAGAAGAAGAAAGGACCCUAAAUAUGCUGAAAGCAGAUGCUGGAGAGGACUUCCAGUACCUUGAUUUGCCCCCAGUGAAGUCCUCCUUCAGAUGGUUUGUGGAUGAUGAACUUCUCAAAAAGCAUCAUUUAAUAUGCCCUGGAGAUUAUAUCGCGGAUAGAACACCUAUUACCAGAGCACCUAAAGGAAAAUCAGAGCCUGACUACAUCAAGGAGACGUUUAGUUUUAAACAGCUUACUUCCAGAAACCCAAGGGAUAAGAAAGACAAAGAAAUCCCGCACCUUAGAAAAACACCAGGCAGUCUACCAGAAGUAUCUUUAUCCACCCUGACCCUGUCUUCAACUCCUGAGACUAAUCAUCAGACAAAGAAAUCCUCAAGUAAGAAAUCUGGCUCCUCAAAGAAGUCAGCCUGGAAAAACACCAUGUGCAAAGCAGAUAGAGAACAAGAACGUGCCUACCUUGCUAGACUUGAGAACCGACACAAUUACCUGAAGAAUCCCCGCUUUUUCCCACCAAAUACAUCUCAUGGAGGCAGAUCUCUUAUUUUUCCUCAAAAGAAGAUAGAAAGAAUGUUAGCAGGAAGGAGAGUGAUAUGUGAUGAAAGUGAUCCCCAGGCCGUUCCUGUCUUUCUCGCUAACCCACCUACUGUUUUGUUUUCCAAUUAUGAAGUUGGUAAGGUUUAUGAGAUGACCAUAGAGCUUCAGAACACGACAGCAGUAUCUCGCCAUGUAAGAGUCAUCCCUCCUUCUACUCCAGCCUUUGCCAUUGGGCUGGGGAAAUUUCCAGGAGAGGGAGGAAUUGUUGCUCCUGGGAUGACCUGUCAGUAUACAAUCCAGUUUAUUCCUGAAUACCUCGCAGAUUAUGAAGACUAUAUACUAGUGGAGACCCAAGCAUCAUAUCCUCUCCUGAUCCCUAUAGAAGCUAGGAGACCACCUCCUAUAUUAACAUUACCUCGCACCAUAGAUUGUGGUUCCUGCCUUGUCGGGGGAGUGAAAAUAACAGACUUUGUGUGCAGAAAUGAAGGGCUCAGCACUGGGAAGUUCUGUAUAAUGCCCAAGAGUGCGUGGCCAUCUCCUACUUUCAGAGCUGUUGCCACUAUCGGUUUUGUGGAGCAAGCUCCAUUUGGAAUCCACCCUCCUACUUUUGAGCUGUGGCCAGGUGAAGCUACGCUGCUAGAGGUAGCAUUUUUUCCUUCUUCUCCUGGAAAUAUGGAGCAAGUAUAUACCAUUGUUUGCGACAACUGCCAGGUCAAUGACAUCACAGUUACAGGCCUUGGACAGCUGAUAGCUUUGGAGCUUUUGUCUGUCACCGGUGGAGAAUGUUUCCAUGUUCCUGGUGAGGCUAGAGACAUAACAGCACAGCACUUCGUAUGCUUUGACUCUCAGAAUCCGCACAGCACAACAGAAAAGCAGCUGAUUAUAAGAAAUUCUACCCACGUGGAACUUCCUUUCUACUGGCAGAUAAUUAAACCUAACCUACAAUCGCUAAUGCCAGAAGAGCCUGUGAACUCGGCAAAGAUCAAGUACAACCUAGAUACAGAGUCAGGUUUCUCUCUAAACCCUGCCGUGGGAGUACUGCAGCCUCACACAGAUCACAAGUUCACGCUCACUUAUGCUCCAAAGGAGCUGAAGGAUUAUCACAGUGUGAUUCAGAUUGUACUGAGAGAUAUCCCAGAGCCACCAAGUUCGGAGAAACAAGUUAUGAUUCUUGGAAACACACGCCCCAGAAGAGAUGAUGUGAUAGCCCUGGAAAUAGAAGUUAAAGGUUCAACAGAACCAUUUCAACUGCUUUUGGAACCAUAUGCCAUAUUCAUCCCUGGGGAAAACUUUAUUGGUAUUAAUAUUAGAAAAUCAUUUAAGAUGUGGAACAACAGCAAAUCAUCUGUCAAAUAUUCCUGGGGAAAAAUCAGUGAAUGUGAUAUACUUGAAGUUGAACCUCAUACUGGAUUCAUAGAAGCCAAUGAAUGCUGUGAAUUUGAACUGAACUUUACUGGAGGCAAACCAGGACAUGCCAGCCACAAUCUGCACUGCAAAAUUGAACACUCCACAGAGCCAGUUGUGCUGCACGCUGAGGCUGCUUUUAAGGGUCCAGUUCUUUCUGUUGGUGUUCCAUCACUUCAGUUGGGUUUGAUUAAGUUGGGAGAAAAUGUGUUAAGCUCCUUUGAGAUUCAAAACCUAAGUCCAUUGCCAGCACAGUGGAGAAUGCAAGAAAGUCGAGCCUGUUUAGCUGAAAGGAAUGAAGAGGUAUCCCAAUUCACAGUUAGGCCAUCUGAUGGAGAAUUACCUCCUUUAGGUGAAUGCAGAGUAUCAGUCCUGUUCGAGGCCCAGCAAUGUCAGCAUCUCCAGACUGUGUUAGAACUAGUGGUAGAAAACGGAAAAGAAAGUCAUCUUCCUGUUUUUGCUGAGGUGCAGACUCCCCAGGCUUGUCUGAUUUCCAGUCACCUAGUAUUCAGCGAAAUAUAUAUUGGAGUUCCUGCACAAGCAAACAUCAGACUUUUUAACCAGAUACUGCUGCCUGCAAAAUACUGUUGGGGAGAGCUCAUUGGGAGUCAAUCUGCUCUGUGCUCUGCCAUCGUCACCCCAGCAAGUGGCAUUUUGGGCCCAAACGAAGAAAAAGAAUUGUGUGUGGAGCUGACAGCUAACACUCUGGGUGAGCUGAAGGACCUUAUCCUCUGCUGUAGCAUAGAAGACAUGAAGGAUCCUCUUUUUCUGGCCAUUUCUGGACAAGUAAAGGGACUACAUGUCACAUACUCAAUACCCUAUGACAGUGAAGUUAUCAGUGAUGAGAAACAAAUGCUACAGAGGUCUCAAGAUCUUCUGCUGGACUUUGGAUCUGAAGUUCCAUUCCAAGGCAUAGUGAAGCGUCAGCUAAUGAUUACCAAUCAUACAGGGAUUGAAGCUCCUUUCAUUGUGGAGGCUGAUUAUUUCCAAAGCUGUCUGCCUAAGCCAGAGGAACAAGGAAGCAGCCUGUCCACCACAUGCCUGGUGAAGAGGACAGCCCAGAUUACAAGGCAUGUGGCCAAGAGAGCACAAUCAGCAUUAGUAGCAGCAUUGCUGUCUCAUGGGAGAGGAGCUGCUUUCCAUGCUCAGCCGUCCACAGGAACAAUGAAAGCCUUCCAGAGACUAGUUAUUGAAAUAACAGCCUACAACAACAUGUGGGGAGAGUACCACGAUGAUCUCAUCUGUGUGGUGGGAGAUCUGAAGCCUACGUUAAUUCCUAUGCAAAUGACCGUGAAAGGCUGCCCAAUCUUCUUGCAGAUGACAGGACCUCAAGCUAAAACGCCAAUAAUAAGGUUCGGCACUCACAUCUCCGGAGGGGACACGGUCUCCCGUUGCAUCAGGCUUAAUAAUCCUACGCCCUUUGACAUUCGCGUGGACUGGGAAACUUACAAUCAAGAACCAGAUUCGGAGAAGCUAGUGGACCUGUUGGUGUUUUAUGGCACUCCUUUUCCUCUGAAGGACAUAGAUGGGAACGAAGUGGAGUCAAGUAUUAGCACCUCAGAGACCGAGGGUGUAUUUAACUACAGUACAGUCCGUGACACCACAGACACCAUUUCUCCAACUUCCCAGCUCACAGAUGUGUCCUAUGUAGAAGAUGGAGGAGGGAGUGAUUCUGAAGACUGGAAUCAAGCAACUGCUCCAAAGAAAAUCAUCUCUGUGAUCAUUCAAGCUCAUGAAGGGGUUCCCUCAGACCACCCAUUCUGUGUAACUCCUAGACAAAUUGUGAUCCCAGGAGGUGGCAGCACCUCCAUCCAUGUUGCCUUCAUCCCACUCAUCCUGCCACAGAUCAUUAACAAAAUGGAGUGCCAGGGGUAUGCGCUGGGCUUCAUGAGUCUGGACCAGAAGCUUGCGCAGAUGAUACCUGGCAAGGUGUCUCGGUCACAUGGCCGUGAAGUUGCCCCUUUGAGAAUAGACCUGCAAGCGCUUGUAAAACCCGCCCUGUUAAAUGUGGAGAUGGAUUGUGAUGAAGGAUUGGUGUUUCAUUCUGUAGCAAGUGAUCUCAUACAAGAUCAGCCUCUUUCCAAAGUGAGAACUUACACAUCACAGUGUUCAGCUGUUUCCAAUUACUGCUCAGCUCUGAAGGUGCUGACAGCGUCCGUCACUAGCCACAACCUGAAGCUCACCAAUUCCACAGGGGCUCCUCUGCACUUCAGGCUCCUUCUGUCUAUGCCCUUCAGUGUAGCUGGCGACAAGAGCCUGAAAACAGCCCACGGUGACAGAGAAGAACAAGAGCAAGAGCUUCUCCUUCAUCCACAGCAAAACGUGCUGGUGAAAGUGUCAUUCCACAUGACGCUGGAGUUACUUACAUAUCAGAGUCUGCCAGCUGAGCAGCUGCUUCCUGGAAUCCGAAAGCUGGAGCUGGAGAACGGAGACAGGAAGCUGGAAUUUAGUCAACAUCUAGUUAUUGAGUACAAGAACAGAACAACCCAGCAGCUGUUGCCAGUAACUGCAUUUCUUACUGUUCCCGUACUGGAGCUCUCCUGUGAGACGGUUGAUUUUGCAACUUGCUUUGUUGGUCAGCCCAAGAUAGAAAAUGUCUUCUUGUUAAACCGGAGCAGGUGUAGAAGUUACUGGAUUGUUCUACUGGACCAACAGGAACAGCAUACUGACCUGGAAGUAUUUUCCAUCUCCCCCUCCAAUGGAAGUCUGGAGGCCCGUGAAGCUGACUUACCCACCAAAGUACCUUUACAGAUCUGUUUUACAGCAAGGAGUGGCAUCAAAUACGAAACCACAGCAACCAUUGUUGGACUGCUGGGAGAGAAAUCCUGCGCUCUGCACAUCAGAGGCAGAGGAUCCUACGACGAGAAAUAUGAAGAUCUCCGCUCGGUGUUUAAGUAAGAUGGUCCAGAUGAGAUGUCAACGUAAUGGGCUGAGCUCUUGGCUAUUGCUGUCAUUGGAAGUUCAUGCACAAGAUAAGCCACUUUGUCUAUGAUUAUUUUGCUUAAAAUGAAACUAGAUGAAUCAACUUUCCAAAUAAAACCCCAAGGAAUGUCUAAGAAUUUUACUAAAAUGGGAUGUCUUCCAACCCCCUCUCCCCCACCAUGGUACUCAGGAAAGCAUAUUUUUGCGCCAGAACAGAACAUGCCGUGUUUCAUUUUUAUUCCCAUAUGUGCCUCAAUACCUUUCCUAAAGCAGGCUGUUCGUAAAGAAAGUGAAGGGAGCUUCUGUAACAGGAAUGCCACGAGCAUUGUUGUAAAACCAGAGUGCCUUGUAGUUAGUUCCUGUAUAACCUGUUCCUUAGCUUAAAACCAAGUUGGUUAAUUCUGUAUCACAGUCAUGGUGCACAAGUUGGUGAAUAAAAAAAAACAGAGACCAA
Molecule: messenger RNA, 5619 nt
Organism: Alligator mississippiensis (American alligator)
Lineage: Eukaryota; Metazoa; Chordata; Crocodylia; Alligatoridae
Gene: DLEC1
Product: DLEC1 cilia and flagella associated protein
Exons: 38
Coding region: 3-5141 (1712 amino acids)
Biological process (GO): negative regulation of cell population proliferation
Source: RefSeq, a predicted model, not a curated record